CAAUCGGUGCGGGCUUCUCGGCCCAGUCGAUUACUACAUGGGCUUCGCAGUCUUUCUUCCCCUAUUGCUUUUUCGUUGCAGGUUGAAGCGCCAGCUGUGCUGGAGUGCAGCGGCGACGGACAGCAGCAGGGUUUGCCACGCGAUUUGCGCGAUGGAGGAAAGCGAUGACGACACGAUCUGCUUGGGUGAUUCCAUCUUCGUCAACCGCGACUACGAGCUCACGACCUUCACUUUCGGGCGUCAUUCCCUCCGCCUACUAUGUCUUCGCUCCGCUUCCACCGAUUAUGAUCUUACAGGACAAGUUGUGUGGCCUGGUGCAGUUUUGCUAAACAAUUACCUUACAGAGAAUGCCGGAAUGCUCCAUGGAUGUUCAAUUAUAGAGUUAGGAUCUGGAGUUGGAAUCACUGGUAUUUUAUGCAGUAGAUUCUGCCAUGAGAUUGUACUAACUGACCACAAUGUGGAAGUUCUCGAGAUAAUAAGGAAAAAUAUAGAACUUCAGUCAUCAUUAGAUGAUCCAUGUUCUGCUGGAUUAAGUGCUCUGAAAUUAGAAUGGGGAAACAGUGACCAGUUGAGCAAAAUUUUGCAGGAGCACCCUGCAGGAUUUGAUCUUGUUCUUGGCGCUGACAUUUGCUUCCAACAGUCCAGCAUCCCUCCUCUUUUCAGUACUGUAGAGAAGCUUCUGCUUUUUAGGGGUGGCAAGUGCAAAUUUAUACUUGCAUACGUAUCUCGAGCGAAGAAUAUGGACGCGAUGAUUGUCGAUGAAGCUCUCAAGCAUGGAAUGCAGAUCAGUGAAGUGCAAGGUACUAGAUCGGUUAUCGCAAACCUCGAAGGAGUCAUAUUUGAGAUAACCAUGCAAUCUUCUUGACGACUGAUCUGCAAAUGUCCCAAUCUGAUUGUGAACAAGGAGCUACGUGUUUGAUAUUUAAUUGAAUGAUUUGUUUGUUACGAUGUUAAAAAUAUAUUCGAAUUUCAUGAUGGUUUAAUUUUUUUUGUUUUA
Zingiber officinale is the source of this 997-nucleotide messenger RNA. RefSeq names its product protein N-lysine methyltransferase METTL21A-like. The record is from RefSeq and is a predicted model, not a curated record. The transcript is spliced from 8 exons. Gene Ontology annotation, biological process: protein methylation. Gene Ontology annotation, cellular component: nucleus. Gene Ontology annotation, molecular function: protein methyltransferase activity. Lineage: Eukaryota; Viridiplantae; Streptophyta; Magnoliopsida; Zingiberales; Zingiberaceae. Bases 38 to 865 code for a protein of 275 amino acids.